UUUUUAAUUAAUUAAUUUCUUUUAAUUCACUUUUACAGUUUGCAGCUGUAAUUAUGACUCUAGCACUUGUGUUCCUCAACAAAACGGAUUUCAGUGUAUCUGUAAUAAAGGAUAUUUGAAUGUUCAUGGGAAAUGUGUUGAAUGCAAUUGCAGAAAUGGUGAUUGCAGUAUCGUAAACGGAAAGAAAGUAUGUGCUUGUUAUCCUCAUAAUGCGAUGGAGCACGGAUACUGUGAAGCUUGUCAGUGCGGCGGAGAAAUAGAUUGCAUCUUCGAAGAGUGGGGAAAUGAAGUUCAGAAAAAAUGUUUUUGUCCUACAGGAUACAUGCAGGACAAAGAUGGAUUGUGUUCAAAACUUCCGCAUUGCGAAGAUGAGAAUCUGUGCCCCAAUUCAACGGUGUGUGUGAACACAAACGAAGGCUAUAAAUGUGUUUGCAAAGAAGGUUUCCGGCCACUUCGAAAGAAUGCCGAUCCCAAAGACUUCGGAUGCGAAGAUAUAUGUGGCCAGAAUAAGUGUCUAGCAGGAGAAUGUGAAAUAACAGGUGAUCAUUAUCGCUGUAGGUGCCAAGAUGGUUAUGCGGGAACAUACUGUGAAGUUGAACUUGACAUCUAUCCUAAAAAGAAAUCUUUGGUAGCUGCUUUCUCAAUUCUUGCUACAAUCAUCAUUGUGUUGCUGAUUACAACGGUUUUCUUUGCUCGGAAAAUUCGGGUUCCAUAAGCCGACAAUUUAAACUUGUCAUGUCAAAAUUCAGACAGAAAUGCGAAUUAUCUUUGAGUCAUGUUUCCCUGACUACUUGAAUCCUUUUAAAUCAGAACUGAACCUGUAUAAUAUGGAUCUCAACUGGAAAAUAAACAAGGUUAUCAGAAGACAUGAAA
This is a messenger RNA of Stegodyphus dumicola, 873 nucleotides long. RefSeq lists its product as uncharacterized. Gene Ontology annotation, molecular function: calcium ion binding. The record is from RefSeq and is a predicted model, not a curated record. Lineage: Eukaryota; Metazoa; Arthropoda; Arachnida; Araneae; Eresidae.